AUGGGAAUUAGUAAUAGUAAAGAAGAAGAAGAUGAAGGUAGAGAAUUAAGGGAAAAGAUUAAUGAACUUGAAGAUGAAGUGAAGGAAGUGAAGAAGAGAAGAGAAAAAGAAGCAUUGAAGUAUGAGCAUGAUUUGUGGUUAUUUGCUUGCAAAGAAGAAGAAUGGAAACAAGAUAUGGCCAAAAUGAAGAUGACUUUGGAAGUGGCUUUGGAGAAAUGGAAGAAGCUUUACCAUGAAAUCAAGCUUGAACUUGAUCAUCUUAUUCUUCACACUCUUCUCCAAGGGGAGAAGUGUUCACAGGGUGAUUCAGAAUACCUUAUAAUUGAAGAACUCCAAAAGGAAUUGAAGGCCAAAGAGGAGACAGUUCAAGCAUUGACAUCAAGAUUAGCAGCAAUGGAGAAUGAAAACAUCAAGAAGGAGAGAGACAUCGAUAUUUUGCGGCAAAGUCUCAAGAUCCUUAGUAUCGGAAAAAAUGCCGAAAUAUAGAUGUGACUCCAAUUCAUCGUUUAA
Dioscorea cayenensis subsp. rotundata (Guinea yam) is the source of this 510-nucleotide messenger RNA. Its product is annotated as CAP-Gly domain-containing linker protein 1-like. The record is from RefSeq and is a predicted model, not a curated record. Lineage: Eukaryota; Viridiplantae; Streptophyta; Magnoliopsida; Dioscoreales; Dioscoreaceae. Bases 1 to 486 code for a protein of 161 amino acids. The transcript has 2 exons.